UCCCACCGUGGCCGCUAGAGCGCACUCACGUCUAAUUUAAACAUGGCGGCUCGAUCAAUGAAGUUGUACUUGUUGUAGUGUGUAGUGAAUUCUAGUGUAAAAAAUUGAAAUGGUGAUACAUUGUGAACGUAAUCUGAUUUAAGAAAUAAAUGGGCCAUGGGAAGAGGCCAGGAUUUGUUAGAUGCGGCGCGCAAAGGUGAUGAGCGGAGUGUUGAGAAAAUAUUAGCACAAAUAACUAAAAGGAGUGGUCCUUUUACAAGUCUAAGGCGAGGUGCCGGUGUAAAUGUUCAGGACGAUAAUGGUUAUACUCCCCUCCAUCACGCUUGUUUACGUGGCCACAAAGAGAUAGUACGGUUACUACUAUCAGUGGAUGCGUCACCAUGCGUCGUGGACAAGAAGGGUGCUACGCCCCUUCAUUUGGCGGCGUGGAAGGGAGAUGUCGAUAUUGUAGCCAUGCUCCUCAACCACAACAAUCCACCUGUCAAUGUCAAUCACGUGACUCUGGACCAAGAGACGGCGCUGUUGAUGGCAGCUCAAUUCGGUUUUGUGAACGUGGUGGCUCAGCUCAUAGCUCAUGGAGCUGACGUCAACAUUCGGAAUAUCAAGCAAGAGAGUGCCUUGGACUUGGCAGCGCAGUAUGGACGGUUGGAAACCGUCCAGCACCUGUUGCGAGUUCAGCCUAUGCUGGUUCAGCCGUACAAGUACCCGAAUUGGAAGGUCAGGUCCUUCUCUUCCACACCCCUGCACAGAGCUAGCAAAAAUGGACACAAGGAGGUAGUCCAAGUCUUGCUGGCGGCGGGCAUAGACCCAAACAUACGCACAAACUCUGGUACACCACUGCAUGACGCGGCCUGUUUCGGCAAGGCAUCUGUAGUGAGAAUAUUGUUAGCCAAGGGUGCUGAUCUCAGAGCUUUAGACGGCCGAGGGAAGACAGUAGAGGAUCUUCUAGCGGACUAUUCGGAGGAAGCCACGAGAAGAGUCAGAAGGGUUAUACGAGAAUACGAAAGUAUGGCUCGAAAUAACUACGAAAGUGAAGACGAUUUUCCACCAUUUCCGGUACAAGACAAUAGCCCCACAAGCUAUCCCCAUCACCUCGUCAUGACAGCCCCAGAGACCCAGAAAGAUAUAAAUACUAGCUUAACAACUUCAUCUUCAUCACUUGUAACCCGUAAUCCAUCCCAGAGUUUCGUCAAAAAGCUUGCUUCUAAAUGCUUAAGCUUUAAAGCAAAGUUUAACUCUGCACCUAAUAUCACUAACAUCUCUGAAUCGAAUGUAGAUAUUAAAUCAAAGUCUGAAGUAAAAUCAUCGAAUGCUUUGCAUAUUGGCAAUAGCAAGUUUUUUAAGAAAUUGUCAAAGAAAGAGGAGUCUGGUGAAAUAAAUUGCAACGACGAAUUUGACACCAUAUCCUUAGAUAGAGUUGGUAUUUUAAAUAGAGAUUCAACGGUAAAUCGAAGUAAUAGAAGUUGUCCUGGAUUUAAAACCUCUUUACCAAAUAUAACGGAAAAUAAUGAACUAAGCGAUUCGAGAGAAUCCAUCCCCGAGGCCAUAGUUGCUGCGGAUAAUAAAACCGAUAAAGUAAAAGUGGUAGAAGCUGUAAAUCCGGUUGCAAAACAAGAUAUCUUUGAACCUCGACCUCAAAGUAAUAGAAAGUCAGUAAUUUCUAACACGUCUGUAGAGUCGGCUCAUCUAGUUAACGAGUGUUAUGAGUCCUACGAAUUUUCAACCCAUUCUGCCGUUGUUGAAUCUAAAGAAAUAAAACAAAUAAACUCUAUAUCAAAACCCAAACCCCCGCCGAGAAAUGUUCCUGAAACGGUCACUACUGAAACCAUUUAUGAAAAUGUUUAUUUAGAAAAAAAUAACACUCUUCCGCCAAAACCUGCACAAAGGAAUCAUAUCCCGAGUAAAGAAUUUCAUGUUUCUUCUAAUAAACCAACUUUGUACGAAAACAUAAUAAUUCCAGUUAGAAAAGCCCCCGAACCCCCAAAAAGAACGUAUUUUCCUCAGAAAUCCACUGAAUCAUCACCCAGUAUUAGUAGGUCGUCCACACUGUCAUCAUCAUCUGAUUCUAUGAUAGAUGAAACAAAUUUAGAAGAUAUUUUACUGUCAGAAAAAUCUAAGUCUUUUCGUCAUGGUCAAAAAGUUUUAAUCCGUAAAGAAUCAAGGUCCAGUAUUAAUAGAACUCAAUCGAAUGCUUCAGAUUAUUCCGACAUUACGGAAGCUAGUGCCAUUGAAAACGUCGAUUGUAGUGGUGAUGCAGAUGACAGAGCAUUAUAUUUAUCCAUGACUGGUACAUUACCUUCAAAGAAAACAGAAAAAACUAUUAAGAAAAAGGUUUUAUUUAGACAUAAGACAUUCACAAAUAUUGAAGUCGAUAGAAAUUCAAUAAACGUCAAAGAUCUACCAAAAUGGUCCAAUGAAUUCCUUAAAGAAACAUUAGCUCACUACCAUAUUAGAGGAACAGGACACUGCAUUUACAACGCACCUACCGUUCAAGAAUUUAUUUCUAUUUUUAAUAAAGACACUUUAGAGACUGGCACAGUUUCUACUGGUUCGAAUAAGAAAAGGGAUAGUUAUUUUGAAACAGCAAUAUGCUUUUGUAGGCCUAAACCUCCCAAGUUUCACAGCAGUGCAGAAGAUUUAUUAGAUAUCGCACCAAAAGGCAAGGAUACUGUAACAAUUGACACGGCAGCGUUAAAAGACAAAAUUGAGAUUGUGAAUACUUCAUUUAGAUGUUUCUGCGAUUCGGAACAGUGUUCUUUACAUGCAAGUAAACGUGAAUCGCCCAUUGAUUUAAUCGUUAAGUUUUCUGCAAUCAAAAGAAGUUUAUCAACACCCGAUAUCACGCUAGGUACUCUUUCUUUGACACGACAAUCAGGUGGUUUAACAAAAAACAAAUCAGUACCAAUGAAUUUAGAAGAACCCUAUGCUGUAGUCACUUUACAAGAUAUCAUAGAUAGAAAUAAAUCAAAAACUCGUGAAAGUUUCACUUAUGUUGAAAUGUCACCGCAUACCUCCCUGUCUUCCACUGAUAGACCGUAUUCCAUCAAAGACAUAUCUGAUGUAAUUUCUUUAAAAUCUACUAGAUCAUCUAUCGAUUCUAAAUCUCUAUCUGCUUCAGACCGUUUACCGCUAACAAAAUCAACCUCGGAACACUCUGGCCAUUGGUCAUUGCAAUCAUGCAAUUCAAAUAUAACAAUUAAGUCGGAUGCAUCAUACAAAACGUGCUUGGAAGAAUCAUCAUCGGACGAUGGUUCCGAUGGUACUUUGCAAUCGGAUGAAGAAAGCUCUGAUGCAGAGACAAUAAAGUCUGACGUGAGCACGACCAAACGGCCGUGGAAACAUAGUAACUCGUUUAGAUUUGGUAAUGCUCUGGUCAAAAGGAGCGAUGAGGCAAUCGAUGUGAUCGAGGAAGAGUCCAGUAAACUGGAUACGUCAUCCUCCAAGUCAGAGAGUGGGGUUUUGAUAGAUUCCGAUUCUUCAUCCGAUUGCGGGGAUAGUGGUGUUCCGGGGUCUGGGUCGCUUGCUUCGCUUGAGCAUGGUUCGGGGUUGGUGGGUGUUCACAGUGGGUCUCGCCGGCGCUGGGACGAGGCCGAGGGGACAAGCGAAGGUGACGCGUUAAGCGUGUCCAGCGCUGCAUCCAGCUGCGCGCCAAUGCACCUCGCACAUCACUACGAACACAGUAAAGUCUCGCCUACCCCUCCCAAGAAGCCUCCCCGGAGGAAUUUAUCAGUCUCCCCCACCCAUGCCAACUCUCCGUCAUCUGGCUACAGCUAUGAGCUAAGGUCUCAUGCCAGAAGUCAAGAUGACUUGGACGAAAUCCAGGGUUCAAAGCACUACCUCAAGCACGGUCGAUCAGUCGAUCAAUACGUUGACGGUAAACUUUCCUACAUGGACUAUGAGGAGAACCACAAUUCGCCUCGGGCGAUUCCUGUCCCAAACCCACGGCCCAGCCUCAAAACUCGCACGCAGCCGGUCGCAAUCACUGCAAUGUACGAGAACGUGGUGAUAAAAGAGCAGAAUCCAAGACGGAAAUUGAGAAGAAACAAUUUUGGACCCCAAAGCGAGGAUACGAUCGAGAGGGUGAAAAAGUAUUCGAACCAAGAAAGGUCUUCCCUGGAGAGUUUGUUAGAUGAUCAGUCAAUGAACAGUCCAAGCGAUUGUGAGCGGUAUUCUGAUGGGCCGAAGAUUGAUAUUCCUCUGUCUCCAAGCCAUUAUGAACAGCCUCCUACGCCUGACCAUCCGCCUCCGUCGGCCAAGCAAGCGGAGAGAAGCAUUCAUGAAAGGAUACGACCGUUAAGUCAGGAAUACAAGAGAAGAUCAACGUUACGAGACAGUCAGACAGAGACCGACAUCAGUCUGCUAAGAGCAGCUUCAGCAGUCUCCGUAGCAAGUGGCGCCACUGAUAGGAGUGGUAACACGGACAAUUGUGUUGAAGAAUACGUCUGCGAUGUACCGUUUGCAGGCCUCUUCAAAGGCUCCACCACCACCCUCGACGGAAUAGGCCUACGACCGAUGCCCGCGGAACGGCCGAAGACAUUACGGAAACUCAAGUCAGUGUACGACGCGUCACCCACAGAGCCUACUAAUGUCAAUACCAAUAGCAGCAAUGGACAGUUAUCUAUUCAGGUGGACAGAAGCUUUAAUGGUACAGAGGAUGAAGUCAGAAGACGGAGUAAUACGACAAGCUCGAGUCAUAGUGGCGACAAAUCUCUCUCAAUACUCAGCCCAUUCGAUGAGCAGGAGGAAUGGGCAAAAAUCUCCGAGAUAAUGGCCUCAUUCGGGAGCAAACUUGUUCGUGAAUCCGUCUUCGUCUCAGAACUUGAACAGGAGUUCACCAACCGCCUCGGCCUCAGUUGUUCUGAGUCCAGUCUUAGUCCGUCGAUGGCGUCAAGCUUGGGUCUUUGGCUGUCUGGUUUGGGUCUACAUGACUAUGAACCCUUAUUCAUAGAUAGCGGAUAUGAUGAUAUUGAGUUUGUCAAUGGAAUCCUGGACGAGAACGACCUACGAGAAAUGGGAAUAGAAGAGAACGAUAGACAGAAAAUUCUAGAAUCAUCGAAACAGUUACCUCUUAAGAUUACAGAAAUAAGCAAUAAUCAUAACAAUAACGUAAUAAAAAAUCAAUAUGGCUCCGUGGACGAAUGGUUACGGAACAUUAACUUAGAACAAUAUAGUGAGACUUUUAGAAAGCAUUUGUAUGUAGAUAUGGAUCGAGUUAGGAGAAUAUGGGAAGUGGAACUGACUGCGGUAUUGGAGAUAAACAAGCCGGGGCAUAGGAAACGAAUCCUCUGUUCUGUGUCAGGGGAGCAUAAUGGUCCUGCUAAUAACAUCGACGAUAUUAAUGCUGAUCUUAAUAAUUUGAAAAACAAUAUUCAACAGCUAAAAGACGAAAUCAAAGAAAAAUUGCCGCCUUCGGAAAAUCUGAAACCUGUACCACCGCCUGUCGUUCCCACACUAGCGCCACCUGGAGGCGAAACUUUAAAACGUAGUAAAAAGAACAGACCUGCUCCUCAACCUCCUAGACCCUCUGAUCUGGAGAUCAGGGCCCCUUCGGAAUUGCUAGUCGGAGUACCGGGGGCUUUGAAGACGCAGUGGAAACACCAGCCAUUCGUAUUGGUGACUGGUGCUGUUACAUAUGUAGCUAAUUACUUAGGAUCGACGGUUGUGAAAGAAUUACGAGGGACGGAAUCGACGAAGAAAUCAAUACAAAAACUGAAGAAAACUACCAAAGAGCCGAGGGAUUCGCCCGAUAUCAUUCUGUCUAUCAGUUAUCGAGGUGUCAAGUUUCUAAACACUAUAACUAGGGAGUUGGUGUGUGAACACGAAAUCCGAAACAUUCAUUGCGCCUGUCAAGACGCCGAUGACCUGACGCAUUUUGCUUACAUCACAAAAGACCACACCACCAAGAGUCACUAUUGUCAUGUCUUUAGAGUCGCUACUAUGGAUCAAGCGACUGAAGUGAUCUUAACCCUCGGUGAAGCAUUUGAAGUUGCCUACCAAAUGGCCCUUCGAGAACAAGCAAUCAAGAGUAAAGUCACCCAAUCAAUAACAAAAACACCGCAGCAUGAGGUAAAAGAAAAACCAUAUCACGGCAGAUCACAUUCCAUAACAGAGAUAAAGUUGAAUGGUCAUCAACUGAAAAUCGCACCUAUUGCUGCUUCGCUCUCUAACGAAGACUUCCAGAAGGAUGGAUCGAAGAGCCCUAGGACUCCAUUACUGAAAGCACCCAUUGCGUCUACCGAAGAAUUGUGAAAGUGCUUAAUUCAUACAUACACCAAUUUUAGGUUUGGGUCACAUCUUAGUUAUUGUGAAUUAGCGUUCAUUUGCGUGAAUUGUUUGGUUUUGGGUCCUAUGGUAUAAGAAAUACACAGACACAGAGUAUACGUCAUUCACAGGUACACAAUAAUAAAUUGUUUACUGUACAGUUGUGUUUGCCGAGGGGCUUAAGGCUCUGUCUUUCACCACUGAGGUCGUAGACUCAAUCCCCGGUUGUACACUAAUGAAUAUUCUGUCUAUGAACACUCGCUCGUAAGGAUUUAAAUCAAAUCGACGACAUGUGUCUGACAGAAUGCUGAUCUACUUGGCUAUGAAAUGCAUUAAAAACCGAUACAAUCUGAGGCUAAAAACCAUAUAUGCAAUAGAUAUAUAAACAAAUUUAAAAAAAAAUGAUUUUUAUCUAUAUAUUGUAUAAUAGCUGCCUUACAAAAUAAACUCAAUUCCAUUAAAACUGCAGCAUUUUUUAUCUAUACUAGUAGUAUUCGCUAUUUACAAGAAGCGAGUGGUGUAGUAUAAAUUUUCAUUUAGGUAUUUAUCUAUUUAUUAAUAAAAAGGUCGUUGAACUCAGAGUAUCCAUCUAUUGUUGAUUGACUUAGGCAGUUCGUAAUCAUCUAGCAUAUUUUAUUAAAACACAUAUAAGGGUAUAUAUUUCUAUACAGGAUCUCGCACUUAGGCCUAAAUGUUCGGUCUAUUGGGUUUCAAAGGGCCACAUUGGCUAAUUUGAAUAAAAUACAAUCAACACUUCAAUCCCUCUCUUUUAAUCAACGUAUACUUUAUGCUACAAUUUUGUUAUUCGGUUUCAUAUAAAAGAAAAAAAUUAUGACUUUAUUAAUAAAACCUAAACUCUGAUUUUUUAUUCCGUAGAAUUCUGAUAUUCCAUAAGUGUUGCUACAAAAAAGUUCUCCACCGAAAUUUAGUCAAAUUUGACCCAUUUUAGAUGGAUUCAGAUGUUCAGACUCGUAUUAAAAUUGAAAAAUGUGCCCUGCCAAAAAGGUUUGUAAUCUCUGACACGUCAAAAAAUGAUAGCUGUCAGAAUUGUACGGACUUAAAAUCAGACUAUAUCUAUAUCAGACUAUAUAAUCUUAAUAUUAUAGUGUUGUAUUUCUCUCUUUUGUGUUUACGUCGUUAUGUAUUACAUGACAUGGUCGCAAUUAAUAUACGUUUAUUAGCCUAAAUUAACUCGAAUAUAUUGUGCAUGUAUCAAUAAACUGUUUUAUAAUUCGGUGUCGUAGUAUAAGGUUGUAAACGGAAAUUAAUUAAGUUUUCAUUUGCCUGAGGCGGGUCACCUCACACAUUUUAAGCCUACAAGAGGCUACGUUUUAAAACGAAUGUUAACAGUUAUGUGUAUCAAUCGUGGUUAUUUUACUAUUGAAUAGUAAAGUUAUAGGCUGUUAUAUUUAUAAUACUUUGACUGUAUAUUUUUGUUUCUUUAGUUUUAAUUGAAACAGUGCUUAGAUGUAAUGUUAGAUGUAAUUACGGCUUCAUAUUAAAGUUUAGGCCUAAUAAUCUCAAAGUAUAUUGUUACCAAUUCAAUGUAACAUAAGUAUAGAAUUUGUUGAUCAUUAUGAUACUCGUUUAGUGAAAUCGAACAUAUCAAAUCAAUGUUGAUUUAUUAUAAAAUAGGAAUCGAAUUUUUGGUUUUGCUUUCGCAGUAAUACGAACGAGCGAUAUGUACAAAGAUUUAUUGGAAGUAUUGAGAAUAAUGUUCAGUACGCAAAUGAUACAAUAGUUAAAAUGAUAAUGGUUCCGUUUCAUUGAAAUUGCUCAACAUGGACAUAGUCGUAUUUUCCUAUUUUAGUAAUGAGGCGUUACCAUAGCAACGGAUAUUGGAUGUUCUUUACUUAUAUGAUGUGCUAUUUGAUGUAAAAAAUGUUUAUUGUGAAACAAGAAUACUGGUACACUUAUUGGAAACGUCAAAUGGUACCGUUAUAGAUAGAUAGAGAUAUAAAAGUCUAUCUAUUUUUUCGGUUUAUUCGUUAAGGAUCACACCUUUUCGUGCUCACAUAUUAUUUGGAAUAAAACUCUCAAACCUAAGCCUAUAUAUCUUAAGCCAUAAUGAUUUUAUUGUUAAGUUUUUCAAACCAAAACCUAUGGUAAAACAUUUUAGGAGUACAUUCAAAUAAUGUCUUAAGAUUUCGACGUUCAUGUAAUGUGAUAUAAAGUAAAAAUAUUUAAAAACA
Molecule: messenger RNA, 8453 nt
Organism: Pieris rapae (cabbage white)
Lineage: Eukaryota; Metazoa; Arthropoda; Insecta; Lepidoptera; Pieridae
Product: ankyrin repeat and sterile alpha motif domain-containing protein 1B
Exons: 19
Coding region: 157-6249 (2030 amino acids)
Cellular component (GO): cytosol
Molecular function (GO): protein binding
Source: RefSeq, a predicted model, not a curated record